AUGAAUGUGCUAUGUUGGAACUGCCGUGGGCUUGGGAACCCUCAGACAGUUCAGUCGCUUCAGUUUUUAUUGAAGACGGAAGCUCCUGGGCUGGUUUUUCUUAUGGAGACCAAGCUCGAUUCGAAACGUAUGGAUGGGAUUCGGAGAAAACUUGGACUGGUUGGUGGUUUUUAUGUCAAUCGGGUAGGAUUAGCGGGCGGCCUCGCGUUGUUAUGGCCUGCGGGAAUCCAAGUUAAUGUGCAAAGUUAUUCGGUUGGCCAUAUCGAUGCCUUUGUGGAAGCUGGAUUGGGUGAUCACACGUGGAGAUUUACGGGGUUUUAUGGAAAUCCUGACACGUUGCUAAGGAAGGAUUCCUGGGCUUUAUUGCGACGGUUGGCAGGGUGCUUCCAGAUGCCUUGGCUCUGUGCGGGUGAUUUUAAUGAAAUUUUGUUCUGUCGAGAGAAACUUGGAGUGCUGGGUCGAAGUCAAAUUCAAUUGGACAAUUUUCGACAUGCUCUUGAAGAUACUCACCUUGCUGAUAUGGGUUUUAAUGGGCCUUUAUUCACUUGGUCAAAUAAUCGAGUUGGUGCGGCUUUGGUUCGAGAGAGGUUAGAUCGUGGGUUAGCAAACGAUGCUUGGCAAGGACUAUUUCCCCAGGCAAAGGUCUAUCCUCUAGCUUGCACAUCCUCAGAUCAUUUACCUCUCUGUAUUGACCUCUGUGGGGAUAAGGCUCAAUGUGAGAUUCGUCGGGAUAAACAUCGCAUUUAUCGUUUUGAGGCUAUGUGGUUACGGAAUGCAAACUGUGAGCAAGUGGUCACUGAAAAUUGGGGGCCUUCUUCUACUACGGAUGUUAAGGGCUUGGUUUCUAAUAUUUCCCGAGUGAGCUCUUCGUUGAGACAGUGGGACCGAAAUGUAUUUGGGUGUGUGAAGAAGCAGUUGACGGAAAAAACUAACCACCUCCACCGGUUGCUUACAAGGUGUGGUCUUUCUUUGGCUGAAGCAGAAGAAGAGCGUACAUUGCGGUGUGAAAUUGAUGAGCUUUUUAGAACGAGAAUCUAUUUUUUGGGGUCAGCGUGCUCGAGCCAAUUGGUUAAAGGAUGGCGACCGUAA
This is a messenger RNA of Camellia sinensis, 1089 nucleotides long. RefSeq lists its product as uncharacterized. The record is from RefSeq and is a predicted model, not a curated record. Lineage: Eukaryota; Viridiplantae; Streptophyta; Magnoliopsida; Ericales; Theaceae.